AUGCAGAACCUGAGAGCUACAAACAGGAAGACAGAAUGCAGAUUACAAAUGGUGCAAGGAACCAGAUAUGUUGCAGAUCUGGAGAUUGUCCAGACCCACCUGCCAUCUCAGGCUGAACGAGUCACAGAUCCACAAACUAAUGUUGCAGCUGAUUCAGAUGCUGAAUCCAAGUUCCCAGCCACAUUCAAAAUUCUGGAUCAUCGAGAUCUCCCAGUUUUGCAAAGAGCCAAGGCUGAAUUGAUAGUGAGGCAUGGGAAAAAUAACCUCGACAUGUUUAUCUGUGCUCAUGUUGCCAGUAUGAUUGCUCUCAUCAGUCUGUAUAUUGAUCCAGAGCUCAGAUUUGGUCAGAUGAAAUGCUCCAAGCUUGUAGCGAAAGCAGUUAGAAGAGGGGUUGAUCAUGCCUGA
Molecule: messenger RNA, 405 nt
Organism: Suillus subaureus
Lineage: Eukaryota; Fungi; Basidiomycota; Agaricomycetes; Boletales; Suillaceae
Exons: 2
Coding region: 1-405 (134 amino acids)
Source: RefSeq, a predicted model, not a curated record